Molecule: messenger RNA, 1104 nt
Organism: Cynara cardunculus var. scolymus (artichoke)
Lineage: Eukaryota; Viridiplantae; Streptophyta; Magnoliopsida; Asterales; Asteraceae
Exons: 3
Coding region: 2-886 (294 amino acids)
Source: RefSeq, a predicted model, not a curated record
AAUGAACAAAUUUCGCAGCCUUUCCUUUCUAAUCAACCGCCGGUCUACCAAUUGCUCCACCACCACAGCCCAUCUCCCACGGCUAUCAACCAAGGCCACCGGCGGCCGAGACGAAUGGAACGAUGCGUGGGAAACAGCGUGGCUCCCUGAAGAAGUAUCGGCGAAAAAUCGGGCACCAUGGGAAGCAGACGUUAAUUUCUCCAUCUCCGAUGUGGAUCCGGAUACGAAGGCGUUCGUGGAAGAUAUGACUGAAAAUUGGGAGCAGAGAAGGAAAAGGGGCGGGAAUAAGAGCAAUAGAGAGGAGGAAGAAGAACGGCUGAUGAAGUUGAAAGAAGAAGGGAAAUCGUUGUGUAGUUUGGAGAAUGUGAAGAGGGAUUAUAGGGUUAAGAAACAAAGGGUUCAUGCUGGUUUAUGGGUGAAAGAGAUUGAGAAGAUGGAGGAGGCUAAAUUGGGUGAUUCUGGUGCUGAUCUUGACAGAUUUCUCGACACUGCUUCUGAGAUUUUUGACUCGGGAAGCAGUGAUUCGAAAAAACUAACAGAUUCUUCAGAUUUGAAAAAUAAGCCAGAUGGGUGGGAAACAACAUCCAAGUCUCAAGAUGGGAACAUCUGGGAGAUGUCCCAAAGAGAAGAAGACAUUCUUCUUCAAGAAUAUGAACGCCGAAUUGCUUUCAGCAAAUUCCAGAUAGCUAGCUUUAUAAAACAACACAUAUUUAGUCGAAGGAGACCGAUCGAUGGAUGGAAGUACAUGAUUGAAGAAUUGGGACCGAAUGCAAGAAGAGGUAAGGGAAGUGUUUCAAGAUUACCUAGUCUUGCUGAUCCCGCCACUCAACCAUUUAAGGAGGAGAAGAUCCCGAUUGCCACCACUCUUCCGACCAAGGGACGAUAGGGUUCGCGGUGGUUGAGGGCGGCAUAAGGUGGUAGAGAAUGGUGGUUGGUUAUGUGUGUAUAUACAUAUAUACAUAUUCUAUAAUAGUAGUCUCUAUUCUCAUACUAGUGGGAUUCUCAUGUCCCUUGCUCUCAAAAUGAUACAAUCCAUCUCAAAUGUCUGCUCCUACUUCUCUUGCUUCGAACUUUUUAUAGAUCUUCCUCUUCUUAGAAAAUGGU